UUUUUUCCUUUGAAAUGAUGGGUUAGUGUUCUUUUGUUUGUUUGUUUGUUAUGGUGGAUUGUGGAGGGAGAUCAAUGGCUUCAGCAACAGAUGUAUUUCCUGCAACGAAACUCGAAGGUGGAAGCUUCAAAGGCGGAUUCGGUUCAAUGAAGGAUGAAAACGACGACACAUUGGGGAAUAUGAGCCAAACCAACGCUGCCAAACCUCCGAGAAGCCUCCCUGCUAUGCGCCAUUGCACAAGUUCUGCUAGGUUAAUCGAAGGGGAAUCGGUUAUGGGAGCUGGGGGCUUGAAGUCACCACCAUCGAGAGAGGACACUGGAUUUCUACCUGUAUUCCGUUCGGGAAGCUGUUCCGAGAAGGGACCAAAACAUUAUAUGGAAGAUGAGUAUAUAUGUAUCGAUAAUCUGUUUCAACACCUUGGAUCGCCUACAGACUUUCCUUACCUAGGAGCAUUCUAUGGGGUAUUUGACGGACAUGGUGGUCUCGAUGCAGCAUCCUUUACCCGAAAUAACAUUUUAAGUUUCAUCAUCGAAGACAAAAAUUUUGCAACCGGCACGAAAAAGGCAGUUAAGAGUGCAUACGUGAAAGCUGAUCAUGCACUUGCAGAUGCUAAAUCUCUCGAUAGAUCCUCUGGCACAACUGCUUUGACUGCUCUCAUUUUGGAAAGGACCAUGAUCGUCGCUAAUGCCGGGGAUUCUCGAGCUGUAUUGGGGAAACGAGGCCGAGCAAUCGAGCUGUCCAAAGACCACAAGCCCAACUGCACAUCGGAAAGGUUAAGAAUCGAGAAACUAGGUGGUGUGAUAUACGACGGAUACCUGAAUGGCCAGCUUUCGGUAGCACGAGCUCUCGGAGACUGGCACAUCAAAGGCGCUAAAGGUUCGAAGAGCCCCCUGAGCUGUGAACCGGAACUGGAAGAAAUAUUACUGACAGAGAAAGAUGAGUUUCUUAUAAUGGGGUGUGACGGGCUUUGGGAUGUGAUGAGUAGCCAAUGUGCCGUAACAAUGGUGCGGAAGGGGCUGAUGCAGCAUAACGAUCCGGAGAAGUGCUCAAGAGCACUUGUGAAAGAGGCGCUGCAACGCAACACAUGCGAUAAUCUAACCGCCGUCGUCGUCUGCUUCUCUCUGGAUCCACCACAUAAGAUCGAAAUCCCGAGAUCGUACAAGAGGAGGAGUAUAUCAGCAGAAGGGCUGGAUCUCCUCAAGGGUGUUUUGAACAACGAAUGAUUUGAGUGGUGAAGAAUUGCCUGUAUCUUGUACAAAAGGAGGAAGAAAACAAUGGAGUUCAAACUAAUU
Messenger RNA from Hibiscus syriacus, 1292 nucleotides. Its product is annotated as probable protein phosphatase 2C 47. The transcript has 4 exons. Lineage: Eukaryota; Viridiplantae; Streptophyta; Magnoliopsida; Malvales; Malvaceae. Gene Ontology annotation, molecular function: protein serine/threonine phosphatase activity; cation binding. Gene Ontology annotation, biological process: protein dephosphorylation. Bases 51 to 1223 code for a protein of 390 amino acids. The record is from RefSeq and is a predicted model, not a curated record.